UGGCGAAUAAGUUUUGAAAUUCAAAAGAUGAAGUGAAAAAUUCAAAUUAAAUGCAAUAUUCACAGGGGAGUUGAAUUUCCCGCAAAGUGUUAAAGUCGAGGAAAAGCAAAAAAGAAAUGAAAAAAAUUAAAUAAAUACAAAUCAAGUAGGAAUUCUCCCCAAUGAGCAAGUGGUUGUUUGUUAUUGUUAUUGUGUGCUGAAAAGUGAGUGAGAAAAUAUUUGAAACCAAAAAAAAAAAAAAAAUGGUGGAAUUCGAUGCAACGGACGAUGCCAAUGCCGAGCUGCUAAACAAAUUAAAACAUUUGGAUGUCCGGGUGGAGACGGUGGAGGCCAAUCGUGGCAUUUGUAAAAAGAGUUUUUGGAAAUCGCUGAAAUUAAGAGCUGCCCUAAAUCAUAUUGGUCUGCUGGUGGGUUUGUCCAUCUACUGUGGCGUUGGUGGUAUGAUAUUUCGUCAAUUGGAGCGACCAGCUGAAGUUGAACGGCUCCAGGAACUGAAGACCAUUGUAAAGACACAACGUGAAAAAUUCAUAAAUGUGAUAGUUAAUAAUACAGAUGUCAAUAAUUUGGAUGAAUUACUGAAAUUCGAGUUGGCAAAAUACGAAGCGGCCGUCCAAGAAGCAGCGGAGGGUGGCCUCUUAAUUGAGGCCGACAAAGAUUUUCCCGAGCCCUAUGAACGCUGGAGCAUACUGCAGGCCGUCUUCUUUUCAUCCACCGUGCUGACAACAAUAGGCUAUGGCAACAUUGUACCCGUCACAAUCGGGGGCAGAGCAUUUUGCAUAUGCUUCGCAUUAAUAGGCAUUCCUUUUACGCUGACGGUUAUAGCGGAUUGGGGACGUUUAUUUGCGACAGCUGUUUCGGUAUUGGGCAGACAUAUGCCGAAAACACCAAAAGUCACCAAUUUCAUUGGUAAGACAUGGUUUUAUGCUCUGUCGGCGGUGCUGUUCCUUUGCGUCUAUCUGGCCAUUGGAGCUGGUCUGCUGCUGCUGUGGGAGGAUGAUUGGACAUUUUUUGAUGGCUUCUAUUUUUGUUUCAUCACCAUGACAACAAUAGGCUUUGGUGAUUUGGUACCAAAGAAACCCAAUUAUAUGCUGCUGUGCACAUUAUAUAUUUUAAUAGGUUUGGCAUUAACAUCGACCAUUAUUGAAUUGGUAAGACGUCAGUAUGCCACCAGUUGGGCCAAGUUACAAGAACUUUCCGGUCCCAUGGCUGAAACACUGAGACGUUUAGGCGAGACAGCCGGCACUGGCCUAGAUUACGCAGCAUUACAAAAAGUCCUGACGGUAUCGAUGCCCAAAUGGAAUAUGUCACGUAAGGAUCCCAACAAUGCUGAUAUUGCAGCAUUAGAAGCCAUUACCAAUGCCAUUCUGAAGGAAGUCAAGGAGGCACAGAAUAAUAAACCCAAGGUCUUACAAAUUGUCAUCUAUGAGUCUUCGGUGUAGUUUAAACGUUUAAAAGCAUUCAGUAGAUUUUAAAAUUCAUAAAUUAAAUAAUAAUUAUUUUAAUAAACGUAGCUAAAUCUAAUACCAUUUAAGUAGCUAGUACCAAUGUUUAAGUAUUUCUUAUUUAAUUUCAAUAACUUUUUUAAGUAAAUAUUAAGUUUAUAUAGAUUUUUUAUGAAAAAAAAAAAAACAAAGUUACAGUUAACGCACAUUUAUGUGUUCAGAGCAAAACAUUGAAAAAAAAAUUAAUAUAAUUAAAUAUAAUUAUUGUAAUUAUAACGUACUUACCAGUUGAUAUAGAAGGUAAUUUAUAAUAUCUGCAAUGAAGAAAAAUAAAUAUCGUUAAUAAAUCAAUUAUAGUUUGUAAGUUAAAUAUAAAAGUUGAAUAUAAAUAUACACAAAAUGAAUGAAAAUAUGAUUAGAUAGACAGAAAUUCUCUAAAUACCCUGCAUCAUUUUUACCUCGAACA
Molecule: messenger RNA, 1908 nt
Organism: Musca domestica (house fly)
Lineage: Eukaryota; Metazoa; Arthropoda; Insecta; Diptera; Muscidae
Product: TWiK family of potassium channels protein 7
Exons: 7
Coding region: 243-1439 (398 amino acids)
Biological process (GO): potassium ion transmembrane transport; stabilization of membrane potential
Cellular component (GO): membrane
Molecular function (GO): potassium ion leak channel activity
Source: RefSeq, a predicted model, not a curated record